Aureobasidium vineae is the source of this 1443-nucleotide messenger RNA. The record is from the annotation of a GenBank genome assembly. Lineage: Eukaryota; Fungi; Ascomycota; Dothideomycetes; Dothideales; Saccotheciaceae.
AUGCACGAUCCAGAGAAGCAAGUCUCCACAGACGAAGCUGUCAAUGUCUUGUCAAACCGCGACUCUUCGGUUCAAGCAACAAACCCGAAUGACCCUAUAUACNCCCCUCAAGAUGGUGGAAAAGGCGCCUGGCUAUUUCUCUUUGGAGCUUGUAUCAUUGAAGUCACAGCAUGGGGUACGUUUCCCUUAAUCCUAUCUCCAAGACACAAUAUACUCACCAUCCACANNGGUUUCCCAUACUGCUAUGGAGUCUUUGAAGCAUACUUUAUCUCCCAUCCACCUUUCGCAGGCCAAUCCCUCAUCUCCACUGGCGGCGUCCUUUCGAAUGGCAUCCUACAACUCUCGCUGCCUCCAGUAAUGUACUAUGUCAAUAACUUCCCCAAGCAUCGAGUGCCAGUCAUGUGGGCGGGUUGUAUAAUCUGCACGGUGUCUGCCAUUGGUGCGGGAUUUGCGAAGACAGUGAGUGGACCUUUGCAAAUGGAGUCAUCCUUAAGAGCUGACAUUUGGGAACAAGNNCCUUUGCAGCUUAUCAUGGCGAUCGGAUUGUUGUAUGGCAUUGGUGCGGGGAUGCUCUUUGGGCCUUCCAUCCAUUUGAUGGCUGAGUGGUUCAAGGUGAAGAAGAGUUUGGCAUACGGCUUCAUGUAUGCGUCUCACGGAGAGCUCCUGUUCUGUGAUCAUCUGCUAAUGUUGUCUCUAGCUNGUGCAGCAGGUGCAGCCGCUGGAGCAGGAUUACCGCCAGUCUACACUGUAUGCCUGAACCAAUAUGGCUACAAAGUCACUCUGAUCGGCUGGGGCAUCAUUACGUUUGUCGUUACGUCCAUCGGCUUAUUAUGCGUGAAGCCUCGCUUGCCUAAUUCAGCACAACCACUACCACCUGCGCCGUCAAGAAGAGACUUUGAUUUUGCGAAGAAGCCGCUUUUUCUGAUCAUGUUGCUUGCGACCAUGGUGCAAGCGAUUGCCCAUUACGGACCGAGUCUGUAUCUUCCUUCCUUUGGCGCAGACUUUGGUUUGUCCGCUUCUGAGGCGGCUAUGCUGGCCAGUUUCUUGAAUCUCGCUCAGGCGAUUGGACAGCCUUUACAGGGAUGGCUUGCCACCAUCGGCGCAAGUCUGGAAGCCCUCUUGAUCUGGGGCUUCGCACGCAACACCUGGUCCCUCUCCCUCUUCGCCUUGGCAUUCGGCAGCACGGCAGGCGGAUUUGCAGUCUUGCGACCUCGCUUUGCUGCCGAAAUCGUCGGCGAUCAGGAUGAACAAGAUAACCAGAGUUUGCUCGUGUUUGCCAUCUUGACAGCGAGCCGUGGCUCCGCUAUCAUUGGCUCUGGCUUUAUCAUGAAGAGUCUGGUGCAUCAAGGAAGCUCGACCAAGGGUUGGGGUGGGGGCCCGGCGUGGUCAAACCUCGUUAUUUAUACGGGCACCAUCAUGUUCGCUGCCAGUUUUGGAGCGGUG